Molecule: messenger RNA, 1679 nt
Organism: Xenopus laevis (African clawed frog)
Lineage: Eukaryota; Metazoa; Chordata; Amphibia; Anura; Pipidae
Gene: zp4.S
Product: zona pellucida glycoprotein 4 S homeolog
Biological process (GO): prevention of polyspermy; binding of sperm to zona pellucida
Cellular component (GO): egg coat; plasma membrane
Molecular function (GO): acrosin binding; structural constituent of egg coat
Source: RefSeq, marked provisional
GUCCCAGGAGUUACUGACAAGAUGAGGUGGAAUGCAAGCUCUUGGGGUUUACUGGUUGCACUGGGGUUCUGUGCUUUAGUGUCUAGUGUUCAGGGAUUUUGGGAUGGGUUGCGUUGUGGCCCCACAAUAAUGCAGUUUUCAGUCCCUUCUCUUGUACAGGAUGUUGCCUUUGUGCUAUCAGCUGUGGAUCACUCUGGAAAAUCUCACUACCUUGGCAAUAACACUGCUUGUGGUACCUGGGUAGGACAGAAACCAGAUGGUUCACUAGUGGUUAAUGCUGCCUAUGAUGGGUGCUAUGUUCGUGAAGAGAAUGGUGACCAUGUAAUGACUGUUAGCCUUGAAGAGGUAAUAAAUGGACAUGUUGACUACCAUAAACAAGAACUCAAGUGCCCAAUCAUGGAAGCUAUGGAUGUUCCAAGCCCAGAUACAUGUUCUGCCAUCAAGCGAGAAGACAGGCUUUCAUGUGCUAAGGCUCCUGUAUCACAAGACCUCUGUCAAGGGUUGGGAUGCUGUUACACACCCAGUGAUCCUUCAAUGCCUUGUUACUAUGGGAAUAAAUUGACUGCCCAGUGCACGACUGACAGCAAUAUGCUGGUCGCCAUUUCAAAAGAUCUGACCAAACCUUCAUUGUCCCUGAAUUCCAUUAGUGUUGUUGGUGUGGAUCAAACCUCAUGCCCGUCACUGAGUGUCUCCAAGACUAAUGCCUUCAUCAUGUUCCAGUUUCCUUUGUCUUGUGGGGCCACAAAGCGGAUGGAUGGCAACAUAAUUACAUAUGAAAGCACAGUUGUUUCAGCUCGAGACAUAAGAACCUGGAGGGGUUCUUCAAUCACUAGGGACAGCACAAUGAAGUUAACAGUCCGGUGCAUCUAUGGUAGAACUGGAAUUGCCCCAUUGUUGAGGGUUGAGGUAUACACGCUUCCGCCGCCACCUCCUGUCUCUACUCCUGGGCCUCUUAUGCUUGAGAUGAGAAUUGCUCGUGACAUGCAGUAUACUACUUAUUAUGCUGAUGGAGACUACCCAGUGAUCAAGAUACUCAGAGAUCCUGUCUUUUUGGAGGUUAGAGUACUGAGGCGGCUGGACCCAAACCUGGUUCUGGUUUUAAACCAAUGCUGGGCUACACCCUCCACUGACUCUACUGCACAACCACAAUGGCCUAUCUUGACAAAUGGAUGUCCUUUCCCUGGAGACAACUACCUGACGCAGAUGAUUCCUGUUGGUGCUGCUUCCCAGGCUGUACCUUUCCCAUCUCAUUACCAGCGCUUCUCAAUCAGCACUUUCACAUUUGUGGAUGGAACUACACAGCUUCCUCUUGGUGGCAUGGUUUACUUUCACUGUAGUGCUUCUGUGUGCAUCCCAUCUGCUGCUGACACAUGCCGGAUUGUGUGCAACACAAGAAAACGCAGAAUGGCUGAAGAGAAACCUGCAGAAUAUCCUCUGGAGACCACUACUGUGACCUCUGAUGGACCAGUUGACUUCAUCAAUGAAGAGGAAAAGCAUAUAGAAACGGAAGGUGUCGUCGGCUUUGGUUAUCCUGCACUGCACUGGGCAAGAGGAGCAGCAGCCAUAGGAGGGGUCUUGAUCAUAACUGUAACUUUCAUUGGUCUCUGGAUACGCUAUAGAAACAGGAGCCCAAAGACUCGCAAUGUAAAUGCUUGAAUAAAACAAAUCUUUUCAAGAAA